AUGCUGCCCAUUCAAAGUUUGCCACCAAAAGAAAUCCGUGUCAUUAAACUUUCUCGUCGUUCCAGUCGCUGCGAACAAUCGGCGCAGCCCACUAGAAGCUCGUCACUAGAACGAGUUCAUAUCAUGAAAGUUCCUCAUAGAUCCCAGGAUCGAUCACGGAAGACGCAGCUGACUCAAAGUUCACUUCCAAACGAUGUUCGUCCUAUUAAACUUUCUCGUCAUUCUGGCAAUCAAUCACAAGAAUCUCACGAUUGUCAUCUAUUGGCAACUAGCACUACAUCCAUCACUGUGAUGCAUGAACCAGAUUCUCCUAUUGAAAAUAAAAAGAAUCAACAUUUUCGAGCCUCGGGGAAGAUUGGGACGACAUCGGUCAGUCCGGCUCCAUAUACGAUGAAUGUAACUAAUGCAUCAGCAAAUCCAACGAAUUUAAAAAAUGUACAUCAAGAAAAAUCCAAGAAAAAUAAAUGUCGUCGAUAUUUACGCUGGUAUUUAUUUCUCUUUUUAUGUUGUUGCAUGCUUGUUGGUAUGGGAAUUGCUGCAUUGGUGGUCUUUCUUGUUACGAUGACUGCAGCGAAAACAAUAACGACAACAACCACAACUGUGACAACAGCAACAACAACAACAACAACAAUCACAACUGUGACAACAGCAACAACAACAACAACAACAACCACUACUACUACUACAUCAACAACUUCAACAACUUCAACAACUUCAACAACAGCAACAACAACCACAACAACAACGGCAACAACAACAACAACAACCACUACUACCACUGAUACUACUCCAACAACAACAACGACAACAACGACAACAACUACUACUAAUACUACUCCAACAACAACAAUACCAACGACGACAACAGUUGCUACUCCAGCAACUACAACUACAGCCCCUCCAGCUCAAUCCUGUUCAUUUGCAAUACAAACUUGGAGUGUAUGA
Molecule: messenger RNA, 945 nt
Organism: Rotaria socialis
Lineage: Eukaryota; Metazoa; Rotifera; Eurotatoria; Philodinida; Philodinidae
Source: the annotation of a GenBank genome assembly